Molecule: messenger RNA, 1258 nt
Organism: Dendronephthya gigantea
Lineage: Eukaryota; Metazoa; Cnidaria; Anthozoa; Malacalcyonacea; Nephtheidae
Exons: 2
Coding region: 137-1258 (373 amino acids)
Source: RefSeq, a predicted model, not a curated record
GGCUUUUUUACCUUGUGCUUCGCUCACCGACAGGUAAGUUUUUACAGAGGGUUUUUUGGUCUUUUUUUUGUCUUUUUUAGGCAAUCUUUUCCAUUUUUUAGACCUUUACUAGAUACCUCCACUGUUUUGGCGAAUUAUGUCUAGCCAACAUAUUCGUAAACGCUCUCGUUCUCGAGAUUCGUCGCGUCAUUCGUCGCAUGCGAAACGACACAAGUCUUCACGCUCUAGCGACGAGCGUCAGGAGAUGUUCAGUACUAUUUUGGCUAAUCUAAAGGAUUUAAAAUCCGAUAUAAGCUCGUGUAAGGCGAGAAUAUGCGACUUGGAAAACCACAGCUCGUUUAAUGGCGUCUCAGAGCCUCUGCAAGACCAAAGCUUUGAGCGUGACUCUGACACACUCUCCGUUUCGGCGGGAAACGAUUUCGACCGCCCAGACUCGUUACAACAGGAUCAAAUGGCUACUCAGCCACCAAAUUCGGCUAUUCAGCCACCAAAUUUGGCUAUUCAGCCACCAAAUUCGGCUAUUCAGCCACCAAACUCGACUAAUCAGGCAUCAAUACCAACAGCUAUCAGCGCUCAAGCGGAGACCCUCCAGCAACAACCGGAAGCGACAGAGAAUAUUCCAGCCAGUCUUUAUGACCCUGAAGCCUCGGCCACUUCUUGGGCCCCCUCUAGUGAAUUUACUACCUUUUUGGAAAAGAAUUUCCGAAGAAGGCUAUCCUACGACCAAGUAUGUGACAUACUUGACGAACAGGCCGUUCCCGCCGUAGAUGCACUUUUGGCUCCAACUUUAGACCAGUCCAUGUUGCAUCACGUCGCUCCUCAAAACAAAAAAUUCCUUCAGGAGCGAGACAAGGAAUUGGCUAACGUCCAACGAUCUAUGCUUAACGCUACUGGCCCAUUGUGUUCACUGCACGACCAACUCGAACAGGGCGGUAAUCUAGCUCCAUCGGAGCUAAAAAUAAUUUUGGAGCAAACGCUUUGCCUCUUGGGCUCCGCCAAUACACAACUGUCGACUUUACGUCGCAAAAAAAUACUUGCCUCUAUUAACAAAUCGAAAAUCGACCUAGCAAAUCAACCCUUGCCCAAUGCAAGGAAAUCGCUUUUUGGCGAGGAUUUCCCGUCUAUCGCCUCUAAAGAGGCAGAAUUAUCCCGCGGCCUCGCUAAAAAUUUGGCACCAUCAAAGGCGGCUGACAAAAGUAAGCCUCACUACCCAGGGCCGCGUGACUCAAGGUACUCAAACCUCCCAUGGAGCACUUAA